GAGGUUGCUGGAGGCCUGGCGCAGCUCGCGCGCGGCCUCAACGUGCGGCUCACUGACGCAGGCAUCCAGGCGGCGCUGGCCGGGCUGCAGCAAGGCGCUGCAGGUGCAGCUGGCGGAGCGCCGGCACCCCACGCCGGCGUUGGAGGAGCAGCCGGUGGCGGCAUCGGGGCGGACCUGCUGGGCGGCCUCGCGGCGGCUGGAGCGCCGCCUGGAGGGCCGCCGCUGGGGCUGGGCGUGGCCGUGGUGCCGCCCGCAGCAGGCGGGGCGGUGCGGCUGCCAGGCCUUGCGGCUGGGCUCCCAGGGGUGGUGCCCCCAGGCGACUCGGCCUGGCUGGGCAAGGGCUUGCAGCCAGCGGCCCUCGCGCAGGUCGGUGUGCAGCCAGGCACGAUCGUCGAGGUGCCAACCUUCAACGCCGAGGGGCACUGCGACGGCUCGGCGUUCUUGAAGCUGGGCCUGCAGUGGGCCGCGGACGCCCUCGGCACCUUCGGCCUCGCCGAGUUCGCAGGCGCAUCAUCGCCCGUCGCCACGGGUAUGCUGGAUGACUUGUGGGCGCAGCCGCCCCUCGUCCACCUGUGCUCAGGGGCGCGGGAGGCGUGCAGCGCCCGUGCUGGUGCUCGCCUCGUGUACCACGUGGACACGCUGCGCGUGCGGACAUCGUCAGGGAUCUCCGAGCCGUGGGUGCGCCGUCAGGUCAUCUUCGGGCCGCCGAGUGCUGCUGCCGCUGCAGGUGGUGCUGGCGCAGGCGGUGGAGGUGACGACCGGAAGCUCGUGGCCAAGAUCGAGGAGCUCAAGAGUGCGCUGAAGAGAAAGGCUGGCUCGCGCGUGGACCUAUUCUCUGUGGCGACGAGAAGGCAGCGCAGGGCCGAUCCUCUGGUCGAGGACGAUGACGGCGACGGCGACUCGCUUUUUCGCGAUGCCCCCUCCAGCUCCGGCAACAACAGGAUCCACGAGAUCGCUCGGGAGCAACCCGGAGCCCUGUUGGAUGCCGGCCUUGCGGAGAUGGCCCGUUUCCUUGGCGAGCGGGAGGGGGCGGAUCAGACCACAGGGGCGAACACGGCGCGGGUGAUGGCCUAUCUCACGAGCAUCUUCUUCGGCCAGCAUCCCCAGUCCACCAUCAGCGUGCACGCCGUGAAGGAGAUGAGGACGGUCGCAGCGGCGCUCGACGCCCUUCUGCAGGGACGCCUCCCCGAGCUCGGGGAUCUCCUGAUGCAGAGGCUGAAGGCGUUGGAGACGAGCGUGUGCGACAAGGACUGGGGGGUGGCGAGCCAGCUGGAGCUCACCGAGGAGACGCCUGGGCUGGUGAGCGUGACCGAGCGCCAGGCGGCGGCGCGCCACGCGCUCAUGAGGGCGAAGCUCGCGGACCUGCGGACCAAGGCGCAGGGGCGAGGCCGUGCCGCCAGCUGCCCCCCCGCGUCGGGCGUCGCCCGAGAGGCGGCCGGCCUCGCCGAGGUCGAGGCCGUGGAGAGCGCCGCUGGAGAUCCUCCUGCCCUGCUGGCGAACGGCGCCACGAGAAAGGUGCAGCUGAAGGGGGGCGACACGGACACCGAGGGUCCGCCAGCCGCCGCCCCGCUCGGGCAGGGCGCAGGCGAGGACGCAGCAGCUGCUGACCUGCGGCCCGCACGUGCUGUCGCUGCAGCCGCCGGGAGCGUGCAGGAGUGCGACGCCACGCUCGUGCCGCAGGAGCUCGUCGCAUUCGGUGCGGGUGACAAGCCGCAGCUGGUCGCGACCAAGCAGUGGGUAUACCUGAUGAUCAUCGCGCUGAACCACCUGUACGCCAAUUGCGCGGCGUCGGAGAAGCGGUGUGUGCUGGCAGGCCCGGCCAGCCCCGCUCAGAUGAGGGCCGUGAGAAGGCUGGCGCGGGCAGCCAUCCUUUUCCUGAAGAGCUGCCCCACGCCGCUCACGCCGACGGACUGGGCAGCUGAGCUGGCCAAGAAGCGCGUGGCCUACGACGGCGAGGAGAUUGGCGCGGCCGAGACGCUGUCGGUGGAGCAGGUGCUGCCGGCGCUCCCGCCCAAAGGCAUCGCGGCCUCGGUGGAGGCGGUGGACCUCUGCGAGGGGAACGUCCGGGAGGCGCUGCUCGAUGCGGAUGCCAUGCUCCUCCCGAAGGGCGUGCGGCCGGCCCGCGUCCCGCGCGCCAAGAUCUGGGCGCCGCUGCAGACCUGGUACGACCUCGUGGCCGUCCUCUGGGACCGUGGCCUCGUGGAGCCGAUCGCCCUGGAGGAUGUGCUGCACGUGGACGGGCGGCCCGUGCUGUGCGGGGCCUUCGGCGUGCGCAAGGGGACCGAGCGCGCCAUCCCGCUCAAGGACGGCACCAUGGGUCACGUCCUCAGGCUCAUCAUGAACCUCGUCCCGUCGAACGUCGUGCAGCGUGUGGUCGGUGGCGACAUGGACCAGUUGCCGCUGUCGUCGCAGUGGUCCACGAUCGUCCUACUCGCUCACGAGAUGAUGCUGUGGACCUCCACGGAUCGGCAGUGCUUCUUCUACGUGUUCAGGUUGCCGCCCUGUUGGAGGAAGUUCAUGGCCUUUGAGGUCCCAGUCCCAGGGCAACUCGUCGGGCGGCCGAGCGAGCCUCGCGUGUACGUGGCCAGCACCACGGUGGCGAUGGGGUGGAUCUCUGCGACUGGCAUCGCUCAGCACAUCCACCGCAACAUCUUGCGGCAGGGGUGGCAGCUGUCCGCCAGUCUGUCGAGGGAGGCCGAGUGGCGGCGUGAUCGCCCGGCGCCUCUCACGGCCUUGGCUCAAGAGGUGGAAGCUUGGGAAGUUUACAUCGACAACUUGGAGGCGCAAGAGGUCGUCACACGCGAGGACGGCAAGGUGCUCAAGGGCACCGUGAGCCCGCUCUUGCUGGCGGCUCGUGAGGCGUAUGCACGGUGCGGCACGCCCGGCGUACCUGCCAAGGACGUGCUCAGGGCCAGCGAGGUGCAGGCGUUGGGCGACUACAUCGACGGCGACCUGGGGAGGAAGGAGGCGCCGCGCGGCUACGUGGUCAGCCUCAUCUCCCUCACCCUGUGGGUCCUGGGGCGCCCCGGUGUCAACAAGAAGCACUGGCAGAUCGUGCUGGGCCGUUGGGUCCGGGUCUGCUCUCACCAGCGCGCAGGCAUGGCAUGCUUCGAGAAGGUCUGGAGGUGGAUGUCCCGCUCGCACCGCUGCUGGACCGUGCCGUUGGCAGUGAUGGACGAGCUGCUCUUGGCCAUGCAGCUGGCGCCGCUCUACUUCACCGACUUCCGCCUGCACGUGUCGCCUGUCGUGUCCUGCUCCGACGCCAGCCCGAGCGGGGGGGCUGUAUGCGUGAGCAGGGGGCUCUCCUGUGCUGGCGAAGAGGCGCUGGAGCGUGUCGGCCGCGUCCCGUGGCAGGCCAGCGAGGAGGAGGUUGUCCUGCUGAGCCUGUUCGACGGCAUCGGCGGCGCGCGGGAGAGCUGGGGGGCCCUUGGUUUGGAGACCCUGUGGUUCGUGUCGGCUGAGACCGACGCGACGGCCUCGCGUGUCACGAGGAACGCGUGGCCGAACGUGAAGGAGCUGGGCGAUGUCAAGCAGAUCUCGAAGGAGGUGCUGCUCACCAUCAAGCAUGGGUGCGCCCGGGGCCGCAAGCUGAUCGUCACCGGCGGCUUCCCCUGCCAGGGCCUCAGCAGGCUCAACGUGUCCAGGAAAGGCCUUCAGGACCCCAGGUCUGGGCUCAUCAGCGAGGUGAUCCGCAUCCUCGACCUGGUGGUCGAAGUGUUCGAGUCCUGGGAGUGCGAGUUCCUGUUCGAGAACGUGGACUCGGCGGACAAGCGGGACAUCGCCGCAGUCACCGAGCUCUUGGGCGUGCGGCCUCUCAGGUUGUGCGCCAGCCAGGUGUGCCACAUGCGGCGGCCUCGCCUCUACUGGUGCUCCUUUGAGCUCUGCGAGGUGGGCGGCGUCGCGCUGGUCGACCAGGGCGCCUGGCUGCAGGUGAAGCUGGAUGCGGACCCAGGGCCUACCUCGAGGUGGCUCUCGCCUGGUGCCACGUGGGCUGCGAGUGCUGAUCCUGCGGCACGCCUGCCGACGGCCGUGGGGCGAGACCGACGGUCCGAGCCCCGGCCGCGCCCAGCUGGCUUCAACCAGUGCGACGACGCGGCGCUGGCGAGGUGGGCCGCCGACGACUUCAGCCUGCCCCCCUACCAGUACAUCGACCGACACUGCGUGCUGCACGAGGGCCAGCUGCGCCCGCCGUCGGCCGAGGAGCGUGAGGUCCUCAUGGGGUACCGCAGAGGCCACACGCAGGUGGCCGUCACCUCGAGCGUGCUGAAGAGUGACCCGCGCCAGGCCGAGUGCGUGAGGUGCGGGCUCCUCGGCAACGCGUUCCACGUCGAGGUGGUGGCCUGGCUACUCGGGCACUUGGCCACGCAGUGGGGUUUCCUCGCAGCGCCGCCGUCAGUCGACGAGCUGCGCGACAGGUCGAAGCCCAGGAAGAGUGUGUCGCUCGUCACCCGCGGGUUCGCCCCCGAGCAGGCACUGGCACUCGACGUGAUGAGGUCCACCAGCACCAAGGGCAGCGACGUCCGCAUGUCGACGGGUGAGCUCUUCCAUCCCUCAGGCUGGCCGCGGCAGCCUAUCUCUCCUGGCUGGUGGCGCUGGCGCACGGUGGUGCAGUUCCACUGGCGCGAGGAGGCUCACAUCAACGAAUUGGAAAUGAGGGCCUUCCUCUCAGCGCUCAGGUGGCGGCUGCGCGCGGAGAAGAACCUCGAGUGCAAGUUUCUGCAUCUGCUGGACAGCCAGGUCUCCAUUGCUGUCUUGGCCAAGCAUCGUUCGGGAAGCAUACAGUUGAAUCGCGUGGCUCGCAAGGUAGCAGCGUUGGAGAUGGCCUCUGGGAGUGUGGCCAUCUUGGGGUUCUGUCGGAGCGGUGACAACCCGUCCGACGCCCCAAGCCGCAGGCAGCAGGCUGAUGCCUAG
This is a messenger RNA of Prorocentrum cordatum, 4911 nucleotides long. NCBI's taxonomy places the organism in Eukaryota, Dinophyceae, Prorocentrales, Prorocentraceae. The record is from the annotation of a GenBank genome assembly.